Molecule: messenger RNA, 1441 nt
Organism: Cornus florida
Lineage: Eukaryota; Viridiplantae; Streptophyta; Magnoliopsida; Cornales; Cornaceae
Product: auxin-responsive protein IAA27-like
Exons: 5
Coding region: 248-1252 (334 amino acids)
Biological process (GO): regulation of DNA-templated transcription
Cellular component (GO): nucleus
Molecular function (GO): protein binding
Source: RefSeq, a predicted model, not a curated record
UUAAAAGAAAAAGAAAAGGCUACAGAAAGGCCCAAGAAGCUUCUUUUCUGCAUCAACAAAAACCAGCUGUUUUGGGGGUCUCACCAGAAGAGAGCCACUUCUUGUUUUACUCUUUUCACCCUUUGUGUCUUGAUUCAAACCAUUCUCUUCUUCUUUCCUUCCCUUCUUCUUGUUCAAUCAAUAACAAAUUUUUACAAGAGUUUUGAUUUGUGCUAUUUGAAUCCAGUGUUGUUGUUGUUGAAGUUUAAUGUCAACACCAUUAGAGCAUGAUUACAUAGGGUUGUCAGAGAUGGAAAGAAGCUCUGACAAGAUCUCUUCCUCUUCUUCUUCCUCCUCCUCCACUCUUUCCACUGAGGAAGGGAAGAAGAAAAAUGUCCUCAACCUCAAGGAGACAGAGCUGAGGCUUGGUUUGCCUGGUUCUGAGUCUCCUCCUGAGAGGAAGGCUGGAUUUGGGAUGUCUCUGUUUGGGAAGGAUUUGGAGGACAAUAAUAAUAGUAAGAAAAAUGGCUACUCCAUUAGCCCUAUCAAGAGCUUUGUGGCUGGGGCUAAGAGGGGUUUUUCUGAUGCCAUUGAUGGGUCUCCCAAAUGGGGUCUCUCUGUGAAUGGUGGUGGAUCUGAGGCUUGUUUGGCUAAAAGUUCUGGUUUGUUUUCCCCCAAAGGAGGGAGUAAUGGGAGUGCGAUGGAAAGUAAGAAUAUGAAGGAGGCUGCUGUUGUUGUUCCUCCUUCACCAAAGCCUGUUCAAGAGAAGAAGGAACAUCAUGGUGGUGCUCCUGCUGCAAAGGCACAGGUGGUUGGAUGGCCACCAAUUCGAUCUUUUAGGAAGAACACCAUGGCCACCAGUUCAGCAAAGAACAGUGAUGAUGCUGAUGUGAAAUCGGGAUCGGGUUGCCUUUAUGUGAAGGUUAGUAUGGAUGGUGCUCCAUAUCUAAGGAAGGUCGACCUCAAGACAUAUUGCAACUAUGUAGAACUCUCAUCGGCUCUUGAGAAGAUGUUUAGCUGCUUUACCAUUGGUCAGUGUGCUUCUCAUGGACUUCCAGGGCGAGAUGGGCUCAGCGAGAGUCGCUUAAAAGAUCUUCUGCAUGGAUCUGAAUACGUGCUUACGUACGAAGACAAGGAUGGUGAUUGGAUGCUCGUUGGUGAUGUUCCUUGGGAGAUGUUUGCAGAAUCAUGUAGGAGAUUGAGGAUCAUGAAGGGCUCGGAGGCAAUAGGACUAGCUCCAAGGGCCAUGGAGAAGUGCAAGAACCGAAACUAGUGUUUGAGUACGAGUGAGAUCGAGGCAUUUCCUGGAAGACCGAAGGGUUUUUUUUUAAGCAGGCAAUCUGUCCCGGAAUCUCAUGUAUUUUGUUUUCUUAAAUAUUGUAGGUUUGUAGUUUUUCACAGACCGGAAAGAACUUCCUACUAGGGAGAAGAUAUAAAUUGAAGACAUCCAGUUGUUUGGUUG